AUGAAGAAGUUUAAUUUCCGGAAAGUUUUGGAUGGCUUAACUGCCUCCUCCCCAGGCAGUGGUAGCAGCAGUGGCAUUAACAGCAGUGGUGGAGCUGGCAGUGGUUCCCUGCAUCCAGGGGGGACUGCAGGGGCCCUCAGAGAGGAGAUUCAAGAAACCCUGACUUCAGACUAUUUCCAGAUCUGCAAGACAGUUCGACAUGGCUUUCCUUACCAACCCACAGCAUUAGCCUUUGAUCCAGUUCAGAAAAUCUUGGCUAUUGGAACAAGAUCAGGUGCUAUAAGAAUACUCGGGAGACCUGGAGUUGAUUGUUAUUGCCAACAUGAAAGUGGUGCAGCUGUUCUACAGCUCCAAUUCUUGAUCAAUGAGGGUGCUUUGGUCAGUGCAAGUUCAGAUGAUACACUUCAUUUGUGGAACCUUAGACAAAAAAGGCCAGCUAUUCUUCAUUCUCUUAAAUUUAACCGAGAACGAAUUACUUACUGUCAUCUACCUUUCCAGAGUAAAUGGCUCUAUGUUGGAACAGAAAGAGGAAACACACAUAUUGUAAAUAUUGAAUCUUUCAUUCUUUCUGGAUAUGUUAUCAUGUGGAACAAGGCCAUUGAACUGUCCACCAAGACUCAUCCAGGGCCAGUUGUACAUUUAAGUGAUAGUCCAAGAGAUGAAGGGAAACUCCUGAUAGGAUAUGAAAAUGGAACUGUAGUAUUCUGGGAUUUGAAAUCUAAAAGAGCAGAUUUGAGAGUUUAUUAUGAUGAGGCUAUUCAUUCAAUUGAUUGGCAUCAUGAGGGCAAACAGUUCAUGUGCAGCCAUUCAGAUGGUAGCUUGACCUUAUGGAACCUGAAAAGCCCAAGCCGCCCUUUCCAGACCACAGUUCCACAUGGUAAGAUUCAAAGAGAAGGAAGAAAAUCUGAAUCUUGUAAACCAAUUCUUAAAGUAGAAUACAAAACCUGCAGAAACAGUGAACCAUUCAUAAUAUUCUCUGGUGGAUUAUCCUAUGACAAAGCUUGCAGAAGACCAAGUUUAACCAUCAUGCAUGGAAAAGCAAUUACAGUGCUUGAAAUGGAUCAUCCUAUUGUUGAAUUUCUAACUUUAUGUGACACACCCUAUCCAAAUGAAUUUCAGGAACCGUAUGCUGUAGUGGUACUUCUGGAAAAAGAUCUCAUUGUAGUUGAUCUGACACAAAGCAAUUUUCCCAUCUUUGAAAAUCCAUAUCCCAUGGAUAUUCAUGAAUCACCAGUUACAUGCACAGCGUAUUUUGCUGAUUGCCCUCCGGAUUUGAUCCUGGUGCUCUAUUCUAUAGGAGUCAAGCAUAAAAAGCAAGGGUACAGUAAUAAGGAAUGGCCAAUUAGUGGAGGAGCUUGGAACCUUGGAGCACAAACAUAUCCAGAAAUCAUUAUUACCGGUCAUGCAGAUGGAUCAAUAAAAUUUUGGGAUGCUUCUGCAAUAACUCUACAAAUGCUGUACAAACUAAAAACUUCAAAAGUUUUUGAAAAGCAGAAGGUAGGAGAAGGAAAACAAACAGGAGAAAUUGUGGAGGAGGACCCUUUUGCCGUGCAGAUGAUUUACUGGUGUCCAGAGAGCAGAAUAUUCUGUGUAUCAGGAGUCUCUGCAUAUGUCAUAAUUUAUAAAUUCAGCAGACAUGAAAUUACAACAGAAAUAGUGUCAUUAGAAGUACGACUUCAGUAUGAUGUUGAAGAUAUUAUCACUCCCGAACCAGAAACAAGUCCUCCAUUUCCAGAUCUCUCAUCCCAGCUUCCAUCUUCAAGGAGUCUUUCCGGGAGCACCAACACUGUGGCUAGUGAAGGAGUAACAAAGGACAGUAUUCCAUGCCUCAACGUGAAGACCAGACCAGUGCGAAUGCCUCCAGGGUAUCAAGCCGACCUUGUUAUUCAGUUGGUGUGGGUAGAUGGCGAACCUCCUCAACAAAUUACUAGUCUUGCUGUAAGUUCAGCAUAUGGAAUAGUUGCUUUUGGGAAUUGCAAUGGAUUAGUUGUGGUGGAUUUUAUACAGAAGACAGUACUGCUAAGCAUGGGAAUCUUUGAUCUGUAUAGAUCAAGUGAACUGUACCAGCGACAACCACGGUCUCCUCGUAAGAACAGGCAAUUCAUUGCAGACAACUUUUGCAUGCGUGGCCUGUCUAACUUUUAUCCUGAUUUAACGAAACGGAUCCGUACUUCCUAUCAGAGUUUAACUGAGCUGAAUGACAGUCCCGUCCCCCUGGAACUGGAGCGCUGCAAGUCUCCCACUUCAGACCAUGUAAAUGGACAUUGCACAAGUCCAACUUCUCAGAGCUGCAGUUCUGGAAAACGUCUUUCUAGUGCUGAUGUUUCUAAAGUUAAUCGCUGGGGUCCUGGAAGACCACCAUUUCGAAAGGCACAGUCAGCUGCUUGCAUGGAGAUACCUUUACCAGUUACAACAGAAGAAACCCGUGAAAAUUCCUAUAAUCGUUCCAGGAGCUCUAGUAUCUCCAGUAUUGACAAAGAUUCUAAGGAAGCCAUCACAGCGUUAUACUUCAUGGAAUCCUUUGCACGGAAAAACGACUCCAGCAUCUCCCCUUGUCUGUUUGUUGGAACUAGUCUGGGAAUGGUGUUAAUCAUAUCCCUAAACCUGCCAAUAGCAGAUGAACAAAGGUUUACAGAACCAGUCAUGGUAUUGCCAAGUGGUACAUUCCUCUCAUUGAAAGGAGCUGUGCUAACUUUCUCCUGUAUGGACCGAACUGGAGGAUUAAUGCAACCACCAUAUGAAGUUUGGAGGGAUCCAAACAGCAUGGAUGAAAAUGAAAAAUCCUGGAGAAGGAAACUGGUCAUGAACUCCUCCUCUGCAAACCAAGAAAUAGGAGAUCAUCAGUAUAUAAUAAUAUGCUCUGAAAAACAAGCCAAAGUCUUCUCACUGCCUUCUCAGACUUGCCUUUAUGUUCAUAACAUCACUGAGACAUCUUUUAUAUUGCAGGCAGAUGUGGUGGUCAUGUGUAACAGUGCCUGCUUGGCAUGCUUUUGCGCUAAUGGGCAUAUUAUGAUAAUGAGCCUACCUAGUCUUCGACCAAUGUUGGAUGUUAAUUAUCUACCACUGACAGACAUGCGGAUAGCACGGACAUUUUGUUUCACCAAUGAGGGGCAGGCCUUAUAUCUUGUCUCCCCUACUGAAAUUCAGCGGUUAACCUACAGCCAAGAAAUGUGUGACAAUCUACAGGAUAUGCUAGGAGAUUUGUUUACUCCCAUAGAGACACCAGAAGCUCAAAACAGAGGUUUUCUUAAGGGACUAUUUGGUGGAAGUGGACAAACCUUUGACCGGGAAGAGCUCUUUGGGGAAGCUUCUGCAGGAAGAGCAUCACGUAGUCUUGCACAACACAUUCCUGGACCAGGUGGAAUAGAAGGGGUGAAGGGUGCUGCUGGAGGGGUGAUGGGAGAGCUGACCCGGGCACGAAUUGCACUGGAUGAGAGAGGACAGAGGUUAGGAGAACUGGAAGAGAAAACUGCAGGCAUGAUGACAAGCGCAGAAGCCUUUUCCAAACACGCACAUGAGUUAAUGCUGAAAUACAAGGAUAAGAAAUGGUACCAAUUUUAACUGCGAAAAGAGCCGUGACUGCUUUGAGAAACCAUUAUUCAGGGAAACCAAAUUUAUUCCCAGCAUCUCUAGUCAACCGCUAGAAGCCAGUUUCUUCUACAAAAUGUUCCAUUGCAACUCAACUGAAAUUAACAUAAAGGAAACUUAUCAGAGACGCUGUACAACCCAACAGCUGGAACCCUGGUAAAACCCCAAAACAGGUGGAAUUUGUCUUUUCCCAUAUGGAAUGGAGCUGUCGUACUGGAAUGUCCUUUGCUAAGGGUUUACAUUUAGAAACCAUGGCGAGUCCUUCUGAUUUGAAAAUUCCUGUACAAACAAAACCAUUAAUGCACUUAAUGAAAAAAAAUCUUUGCAUGUAAAUUAACAUCUUAAAAGGAAAAGAAAAAUAAGCAUGUUGUGACAGAAGAAAAAAAAGAUUUAUGGUAAACUAUUUUUUAUAAAUUGGGCCAUAUCCAACAAUUUAAAAAUAUGCAUUAGGAGAUAGCAGUAUAUUUGAAGAAUAUUUUCCACA
Molecule: messenger RNA, 4072 nt
Organism: Ochotona curzoniae (black-lipped pika)
Lineage: Eukaryota; Metazoa; Chordata; Mammalia; Lagomorpha; Ochotonidae
Product: syntaxin-binding protein 5-like
Exons: 27
Coding region: 1-3561 (1186 amino acids)
Biological process (GO): regulation of exocytosis; regulation of protein secretion
Cellular component (GO): plasma membrane; SNARE complex; cytoplasm
Molecular function (GO): syntaxin binding; GTPase activator activity; myosin II binding
Source: RefSeq, a predicted model, not a curated record